CAUGCACGCCACUCCGAGCGGCAGGACGCGGUUCUCAGUCAACUACACGACUCCUUCUGUGUCCGCUGCCUUAGCACCGCUUCUUUCGCCUUUCCGCAUGCAAGGCUUAGAGUACUAAACUGCGCCACACAAGCUGCCGCUUUUGCGCACGAAAAUAGCGAGAUCGCGGCUGCAUUCGCAACACAUCGCGACAGCUUGCGCCAGAGGCUAGUUCAGCUCCCCACGACUGGUUAUGACGCUUAAGUGCCCGUCGCCCGGCCCCGUUGUGGCGCCCGGGACGGAUGUUGCCAAGUGGUUGCCGUCGCCGCCGCCCCCACCGCCGCCUCCCGUGGACGAGCCGCCGCCGCCGUCACCCCGGCCACCUACGCCCGCACCUCCGCCGUCGCCACCGCCCAGUCCGCAGCAAUCCCCAACACUGCAGACGCCAUCACCGCAGCCUCCCUCGCCGUCUCCCGCUCGCCCGCCGCCGCUGGCCCCCGCCCCGCCUGUCCUGGAGGUGUUGUGGGCGGCCUCCGCCUCCGGCCCCGUGGACCCCUACGGCAACAGCACCGCGCUGGGCUCGGCCGGUCGCCUGCUGGGCGCGCCGCGGCCCGGGCGCCGCCAAGCGCACCACGCAGACGCCGCCGCAUUGGUGCCCAUCAACGGCUUCCCUCAGCAGCAGCAGCAGCAGCAGCCGCAACAGCCGCUGCUGGUGUCGGUGCCUGUUUCACGGCUGCAGUACCCGGCGCUCAACUGGCUUGCUGUGGAGCCGAAGGCGGCGGCACGGCCGGCAGCCAAGGCCGUGGCGGCGGCCAACGGCAUCACUGCCGCGACCAUGGCCAACACUACGGCUGACGGCAGCACCGCAGCGGCGUCCUAUGUGGUGCUAGAUAGCUGGAAGCGCGGGCGGCUCUGUCAGCCGGGCACCUGAGGGCUGGGUGGUGGUGGGUGCGCGGCUGAGCGUCAACAACAACGGCGCCUUGGACAGCAAGGCGCAGCUGCCGCAGAUCCACGCCCUGGGGCUGGAGCUGGAGCGGUGCUGGCAGCGGGGUUUCCGUUACACUAC
Molecule: messenger RNA, 1045 nt
Organism: Chlamydomonas reinhardtii
Lineage: Eukaryota; Viridiplantae; Chlorophyta; Chlorophyceae; Chlamydomonadales; Chlamydomonadaceae
Exons: 5
Coding region: 233-910 (225 amino acids)
Source: RefSeq, a predicted model, not a curated record